AUGUUUUUCUUCACUUUCUUUCCACUCUUACUAUCUCUUUUCUUCAUAAUCAAAUUUUUGUAUUAUUCCAACAGUUCUUCUGCCACCAUAAAAAACUCACCACCAUCACCUCCAAGAUUUCCACUCCUUGUACUUGUGGUUUCUUCUGCUGAUGCAGCAAGAAAAAUAAUGAAAACUCACGAUUUGGUUUUCUCCGAUAGGCCACAAAGUAAAACCUUUGACAUCCUUUUAUACGGUUCCAAGGAUGUGUCAAGUUGUGCAUAUGGUGAGUAUUGGAGGCAAAUAAGGAGUCUCUGUGUGUUGCACGUUCUGAGUAAUAAAAGGGUUCAAUCUUAUCGUCGUGUUAGACAGGAAGAAACUUCAAGAAUGAUGGAAUAUUCUUCUUCUGCAUCGUCGCCGUUGAACUUAUCUGAGUUGUGUUCUAUGGUUACUAAUGAUAUAGUAUGUAGGGUGGCUCUAGGAAGGAGAUACCGUGAAGGAAGAGGGAAGAAAUUUCAGCAAGUGUUGUCGGAGUUUGGGGAAUUAUUGGGUACUAUAUCUAUUGGAGACUAUAUACCUUGGCUUUAUUGGUUGGGAAAAGUAAAUGGUUUUUAUAGAAAGGCAGAAAGAGUAGCCAAACAUUUGGAUGAGUUUAUAGAAGAAGUAAUUGAGGAUCACAUUAGUCGUAGAUCUGAUGAAGAUGUUGGUGUUGAUGAUAAUGAUUUUGUGGAUGUUUUGCUUUCAGUUCAAAAGACUAAUGCUACUGGCUUCCUAAUUGAUAGAACUGCAAUAAAAGCUUUGAUACUGGACAUGUUUGCUGCAGGUACUGACACUACAUACACCGUUCUAGAAUGGGCAAUGACAGAACUGUUAAGACACCAAACCGUGAUGCAUAAAUUGCAAGAUGAGGCUGUGAUCAAAGAAACUCUUCGCCUGCAUGUCCCGAUUCCGUUAUUAGUCCCUCGGAGAUGUAUGGAAGAUAUCAAAUUAGAUGGCUAUGACAUUGCAGUUGGCACACAGGUAAUAGUGAAUGCUUGGGCGAUUGCAAGAGACCCUUCAAGUUGGGAAGAACCUCUAGAGUUUAAACCAGAAAGGUUUAUGAAUAGUUCAAUAGAUUUUAAAGGAUUGGAUUUUGAACUUAUACCAUUUGGAGCUGGAAGGAGGGGUUGUCCUGGAAUGUCAUUUGCCAUUGCUGUGAAUGAGUUGGUGCUAGCAAACCUUGUUUGCCAAUUUGAUUGGAAAUUGCCUGAUGGAGUAGCAGGGAAGGAUUUGGACAUGUCUGAGAGUGUGGGCAUUGCCUGUCAUAGGAAAUACCCUCUCCUUGCUGUGGCUACCAAACAUGAGAAAAAAUGA
Messenger RNA from Vicia faba (fava bean), 1332 nucleotides. The record is from the annotation of a GenBank genome assembly. NCBI's taxonomy places the organism in Eukaryota, Viridiplantae, Streptophyta, Magnoliopsida, Fabales, Fabaceae.